CCGAUUUAGAAUAUUUAUUUAUUUAUUUACACGCAGAAACACGCCUUAAAAGAGAAGCUAGUCAAACAACUACUCCCAGCCCAGGCAACUGUAUUAGUGCUUGAUAACCAUGUCAGGAGGCAUUGCUCGUGGUCGUCUUGCUGAAGAGAGAAAACAAUGGCGCAAGAAUCAUCCCCAUGGUUUUGUGGCGAAGCCCGAGACUCAACCUGAUGGUUCCAUGAAUUUGUUAGUGUGGCAAUGUGUUAUCCCUGGAAAAGCUGGGACUGAUUGGGAAAGUGGUUAUUACCCACUAACAAUGUAUUUUUCUGAAGAGUACCCAAGUAAACCACCCAAGUGUCGGUUCCCUGCAGGCUUCUUCCACCCUAAUGUUUACCCAUCUGGGACUGUAUGCCUGUCCAUCUUAAAUGAAGACUGUGACUGGAGACCUGCAAUUACUGUGAAGCAGAUUCUUAUUGGAAUUCAGGACUUGUUGGACCAGCCGAAUGCUGCAGAUCCUGCCCAGACUGAAGGAUAUCAUCUUUUCAUUCAGGAUACAACGGAGUAUAAAAGAAGGGUUCGGCAACAGGCUAAACAGUACCCAGCCACCAUUUGAUGCUGAAUCUCAUAAUGCUGGAGUAUAGCCAAUGGUUGUGGCGUAUGAAGUGGGUAAUUUGCUUUUCUAGAGCUAUCCUUUGUCUAAAGCCAUGUGUAUAAAUUCUGACUUUUGUUGAUUGGUAGCAACCAUGGUAGCCCUUAUUCAUAAAUGUUUGUAAUAUUUGGUUUCCCUUCCCGUGGGUCAAAAAUACUCAAACCUUUUUCUAGGGUAGAGAUUCCAAUGGUUUGUGUGUGAAUGCCCAUUGGAUUUGAGGAAUAUUGUAAUAUUCCUUCUUUCAAAUGUGCUUUAAACUUAUGGAAAGCCCUUGUCAAGUACCAUUCAAAAGUGAAAUCUUUUCACUUUUUUAAAUUGUGAUGUUCACAUGUUGUACGUGCUUUUACUCUUUUAACUACAUUAUUAGUGAAUGCUUUUAUCAAUCAUAUUCUUUUUGGAGA
Molecule: messenger RNA, 1029 nt
Organism: Amaranthus tricolor (Joseph's coat)
Lineage: Eukaryota; Viridiplantae; Streptophyta; Magnoliopsida; Caryophyllales; Amaranthaceae
Product: SUMO-conjugating enzyme SCE1-like
Exons: 5
Coding region: 110-592 (160 amino acids)
Biological process (GO): protein sumoylation
Cellular component (GO): nucleus
Molecular function (GO): SUMO conjugating enzyme activity
Source: RefSeq, a predicted model, not a curated record